AUGGCAGACAUAAAUCUUACUAUCAUGGAAGAAUUUAUUCUCCUGGGAUUUUCUGAAUACCCCAAUGUCCAAGGAUUUCUCUUUGUUGUUUUUUUAUUCAUCUACACAAGUAUCCUAUUAGGAAAUGGUCUCAUCAUUAUAAUCACCAAUGUGGAAUCAGCUCUUCAAACACCUAUGUAUUACUUUCUUGGAAACUUCUCCUUUGUGGAAAUUUGUUACACAUCAAACAUCCUCCCCAGAAUGCUUGUGAAUAUUUGGAGUCAGAAAAGGAAUAUUUCUUUACUGUCAUGUGCUGUACAACUCUGUUUCUUUCUCAUUCUAGGAGUCACAGAGAGCUUUCUCCUGGCUGUGAUGGCCUUUGACCGUUAUGUGGCCAUCUGUAAGCCACUUUACUAUCCUACAAUAAUGAAUCAUAGGAUCUGUGUCCAGAUGGUGUUUGGAUCCUGGGUAAUUGGGAUUCCAGUCUUGAUAGGACAGACAUACCAAGUUUUCUCUGUUCCCUUUUGUGGUUCUAACAAACUCAAUCACAUUUUCUGUGACAUGCCUCCAUUACUGAAGUUGGCAUGUGGUGAUACCACUGGAGAUGAAUUCUUUCUUUAUGUCGAUUGUUUCCUCUUUGGUUUGACUCCUUUUCUGAUGAUACUCAUGUCUUACAUCAGAAUCCUCAGCACUAUUCUGAAACUCCCAUCAACCACUGGAAGAUCCAAAGCUUUCUCUACAUGUUCCUCUCAUGUUAUGGUUGUAUGCCUAUUCUAUGGUUCUGGUUUAUUUGCAUAUUUUCAAUCCAAGUCAAGUUAUUCAGCUAGUAUAGAUAAGAUCUUCUCUGUAUUCUAUACCAUUGUGACACCAAUGAUUAAUCCUAUGAUUUAUAGUCUGAGAAAUAAGGAUUUUAUUGCAGCAAUGAAAAAAAUAUUUUCU
Molecule: messenger RNA, 918 nt
Organism: Gracilinanus agilis (Agile Gracile Mouse Opossum)
Lineage: Eukaryota; Metazoa; Chordata; Mammalia; Didelphimorphia; Didelphidae
Product: olfactory receptor 10AG1-like
Exons: 1
Biological process (GO): G protein-coupled receptor signaling pathway
Cellular component (GO): membrane
Molecular function (GO): olfactory receptor activity; G protein-coupled receptor activity
Source: RefSeq, a predicted model, not a curated record